Molecule: messenger RNA, 1392 nt
Organism: Meloidogyne enterolobii
Lineage: Eukaryota; Metazoa; Nematoda; Chromadorea; Rhabditida; Meloidogynidae
Source: the annotation of a GenBank genome assembly
AUGCGUUGCUUUUUAUUUAUUAAAUGUUCUGCUUUCAACAAUUGCUCAAUUUUACAGCGACGAUUAUUUUCUGAUUUUAUUUUGCAUAGAAGAGCCAAUAAUAAUCCGCCCAAUUACUUUCUUCAAAUGUCAAAAAAUGUGAAUAAAAUUCAAUCAAGAGGUAUUCAUGGCAGAGCCAAAGGAGGUUUUGGUUCUUUCACCUCCUCAUCAGACAACAAAUCCUCAGAAAAGGAAAAUAAAAAGGACGAAGAGGAGGAUAAAUAUAAACAAUUUGCUGGGAACAAAGAAAAAAUUAUUGAAGAAUUUUUCGAAAGAUUAAACAAAGUUUUGCAGGACCCUUCAAAUGCCAAAAUGAUGAAUGAAGCUACCCGUGAAUUUAUUAAAAAAUUUAAUGAAAAAAGUGAAGGUUCUGGUUUGUCUAUUGAAAAGGAUGCGUCUGCAGUUGCUGGGCCGUCAAAGGCCAAAAUGAUGAAUGAAGCUAACCGUGAAUUUAUUAAAAAAUUUAAUGAAAAGAUUGAAGCUGGUUUGUCAAUUGAAAAGGACCCGUCUGCAGAAUCCAGAGGUAUUCGAGGCAGAGCCAAAGGAGGUUUUGGUUCUUCUACCUCCUCAUCAGACAACAAAUCCUCAGAAAAGGAAAAUAAAAAAGGCGAAGAGGAAGAUAAAUAUAAACAAUUUGCUAGGGACAAGAAAAAAUUUAAGGAAGAAUUUCUCAAGAGACUUUACGAAUUUAGGUGGGAAUAUAGUAAGGAAGUUGCCAAAGACCCUUCAAAAGCCGAAAUUGUGCGUGAAGUUAUCCUUGAAUUUAUCAGGAAAUUUAAUGAAAAAAAUGAAGGGUCUGGUUUUUCUAUUGAAAAGGAUGCGUUUAUAUCUGUAAAAUUCUUCGCGUUUCACCUCAUCCUCGCUGUGAUUACUGCAAUUUUUUUGAUGACCAUAUUUUUUGGGGGAAUGUCUAGAGAACAUCUGAAACUACUAAAUACAGAAAGUACAAUUAAUUUUGAUCAAUUUGUGAGGGAUUAUUUGAAUGUUGGAGAGGUUCAAGGAAUUUAUUUUUACCCAAACAAGGAAUUGGCUAUUGCCACAUUAAACCCAAACGCUGUAAUUAAUGGAAAAACGAUAUCUUCGCAUGGAGUGCCCAUUUCAACCUCAGAUAGACUCCUUUUUAAUUAUAGUUCAACACAAUUUGUUCACGCCGUUCGCGAUGCUGAACAGAAAUUAGGCGUUGACCAAAGGGAAAAUGUCCCAAUACUUGUUAAAAAUACAAUGUCCAAUGGAAGAAAAUUUUUAUGUUUUUUGAUAUUGGGAUUAAUCUAUUUUGUUUCUUUAAGCAGAGAUAUAUUAAUCAGAAGAACUUUCCGCGUUAUUUCUUCUGCAGCUAAAAAGAAGGGGAAAUAG